Molecule: messenger RNA, 9956 nt
Organism: Sceloporus undulatus (fence lizard)
Lineage: Eukaryota; Metazoa; Chordata; Lepidosauria; Squamata; Phrynosomatidae
Gene: CALCOCO1
Product: calcium binding and coiled-coil domain 1
Exons: 15
Coding region: 402-2600 (732 amino acids)
Source: RefSeq, a predicted model, not a curated record
GAGAUUCCUAGAGAGAACAUUUUAAUCAAAAUCACAAAUAAUCAAAGCCACAAAAGUCAAAGUUGCAAAUAUGGAGGGCCAAUGGUAGUCUCCCUCUGCUUCUUACAAGUUCCUUGAGGCCACUCUGUUUUUAAAGCAACAGGUGCAUGGAUUUUGUUUGUUCUUGUGUGGCUUCAAGACAUUUCUGACUUAUGGCAACCCUAAAGUGAACCUAUCAUGGGGUUUGCUUGUCAAGUUUCUUCAGAGGCUGAGAGUGUGACUUGCCCAAGGUCACCCAGUGCCUUCCCAUGGCUGAGCUGGGAUUCAAACUAUGGUCUCCAGAGUCCCAGUCCAUCACUCAAACCAGUACGCUACAUUAGCUGAAUGGUGACGUACAAACAAAUAAAUAAGACACAGCUAUCAUGGCAAAGGUAGCACCAUCACCACCACCAUCAUCUUCAUUGAUCCAGUCCUGCUAUGGAUAUGAUAUCCACCCAGCUACGGAAAUGGAAGAGGUGCAGGCCAAUCCAGGGGUGACUUUCCUGAAUGUGGCUCCCAGUUAUAUACCCCACACCAAGGUGGAGUGUCACUACAACCUCCCGCCAGGCAUGAAGCCAUCAGCCAGGGAUUGGAUUGGGAUCUUUAAGGCAGAAGCCUCUUCUGUGCGUGAAUAUUAUACCUUUGUGUGGUGCACAGUGCCAGAUGGUGGAAUGUCAGCAGGGGCCCUUCUUCACUGUAGUGUCCAAUUCCAAGCAAGUUACCUGCCCAAGCCAGGCCCCCAGCACUACCAGUUCCGCUAUGUGGACCGCCGUGGGGAAGUACGUGGUCAAAGCUCCUCUUUCCAGUUCAAUGAACCACGGCCCAUGGAUGAGCUGGUCACCCUGGAGGAGGCUAGCGAUGACGGUGGGGGCACUGAUAUGCUGUUGGUGGUUCCCAAGGCCACUCUGCUAGAGACUCAGCUGGAAGAGAGCCGUCAGGAGCAAGGAGCCCUUUUGCAGGAAUCGUGUCGCCUGAAAGAUGAGGUUCAAGAACUGCAAAGCCGUGUGGCUGAGCUGGAAGCAGCUCUUGGCUCCCUGCGUGAUGAGCACACCAAGCUGGCUGCACAGUACAAGGAACUAUCAGAUUCUUAUGCAGAAGUGUCCAAAGAAAAAGAAACACUAAGCCUUCAAGAAGCUGAUCACUUGUCCCGAAUCCGGGAACUGGAGGGUGAUAUCCAGGCCAUGGGUGAGAAGAUGCUACAACGAGAGACAGAGUUGGACAGAGUGAAGGAUACAGUCAAGUCUCUGCUGCGAGAACAGGAGCAGAUUCAUAAUCAACUCAAAGAGGAGAAUGCUGAGAAAGAGCAAUACCAGGUGAAGCUGCAGGCCUCAGAGAAGGAGAGCCGCAGCCUGGCCUCUGAUCUGCAGGAGGCCAAGACCCUUCAUGGCGAGAGGGUCUCUCAGACUCUGCUGCUGCAGGAGGACAUCAACAAGUUGCAGCAGAAACUGGCCACUGCAAAUCGACGCACCGCUCAGAUGGAGUCCUUGUGUGAACAACUGCGCUCCACACAGGACAUCCUGGCUGCCAGCCAGCAGAAGGUGGCACUUUUAGGGGAAGAGCUGGCCAGUGUGGCUUCUAUCCGGGAUCGCACCAUCUCCGAUCUGCACAAGAGCCGCCUGGAGGCAGCUGAGACCAACAUCAAAUUGGCUGACAUGACCCUCAAAUGGAAGGAGGGAAAAGGCCAGUGGUGGAAAGAGAAGGCCACCUUGCUGCAGAACAUGGAGGCAGAAAAGGACAAGAUCCUGAAGCUGAGCGCUGAGGUGCUGCGCCUAGAGAAGAGCCUGCAGGAGGAGAGGUCCCAGCGCCAAGUGUUGCGUGUAGAAUUGGCACAAGAGCGUGACACCAGUCUAGUGCAGGUCUCAGAGAGCCGUCGGGAGUUGCGUGAGCUUCGGGCUGCACUGCAGGUGGCUCAAAAGGAGAAGGAGCAGCUACAGGCUGAAAAACAGGAGCUGCUGGUAUACAUACGACACCUAGAAGAACGUCUGGAGAAGGUUGCUGAUGAGAAAUGGAGUGAAUCAGUUCUGGUGGAUGAAGAGGAGACAGCACAGGAGGCCACUGGUCCUCUGGAUUCGCCACUGUCAGACUCCGAGGAUGAAUGCCCUGAGGACAUGCGCCUCCCUGCCCAGCUCGGUUCCUACAGUCUGUGUGACAACCGGGCUGCUACCACCAUACCACCUUGUGCCCGUGGACCUACUCACACUGUGGUGAUCAGUCAGCCAGCACCAAUUGCCAGCCAGAUCAAACAGCCAUCAGAAGAUUCCAGUUCUGACUCGGAGGCAGAGGAUGAGAAGGCUGUGCUGAUGGCAGCCGCACAGAGUGGUGGCGAAGAAACUAAUCUGCUCCUUCCAGAACUGGGCAGUGGCUUCUAUGAGGUAGCCAGUGGGCUGACCGGGCGUCAGAUGUCAGAACCAGGAGCCUGUGGGAUAGGUGCAUCUCCCUUGGACCUGCCUUCACCAGGCUUUUGGAAGGAAUGCCCCAUCUGCCACGAGCGUUUUCCCCCUGAGAGUGACAAGGAGACAAUGGCUACACAUAUGGAUGGGCACUUCUUUUUCAGCACCCAUGACCCUUUCACUUUUGAGUGAGCCUCUCCCUCCCAUUCAGUUUCACCACCACCACCCCUUCCACAGUGUCCCCUCAGUUCCCCCUCUUCUCCUUUAGUGGGAUCCAGGCUGGGUACCUUCCUUCCCUCCUUUUCUCCCUUCCAUAGAGAGUUAGCUAAGAUGAAUGCACUCCUUUGCAGAGUAGCUUCACCUAGUAGGUGGCAAUAAAGGGGUUGCUGUCUUCCCAAGACCUCUCUCCAAGGCAGGGUAGUCAGAGCUAAUUUGCACUGAGAGGGGAAAAAGAUAUUUUACUAGCAUAUAUACAGCCUCACUCAUUAUCACACAUGCACACCCUGGAUAUAAAUAUGUCUUCAUACAUGCACACACAUUAAGCAGAGUUGGACAGCCUGUGGUCCUAUCUUUUGAUUCCAUUGGCUCAUGCUAAUAAGGGCUGGAGACCAUUAAUACUUGGUAGGUUCACAAUUUCCUCACCUCACCUUAAUCCCAAACCAAGUAUUAGUUGACAAGAGUUCUGAAUGACUUCAGGGCUCUUGUAGGGAGAAAACCUAUUCACACAUGACUGGAUACUUUGUGAGGUCAAAUGGCAGGGGGGAAAGAGUCAGCAAUUUUGACUGCAUGUGAUUCUCUUCUUGCUAAGUGAAAGGUUUGCAAUCAUGUGAGCCCAGAAGGUAUGGAAACUGGUUACCUUUGGUAGGUGUUUCUCACAGGUGAGAGGAGAAAUGCCAUAGCCUCAGUAGAGGUGCUUCAGUGAAAUACCCUGUGAUUCCUUGUUGUGUAGGUCUACCUUGGUUUUGGUUUUGGUUUGUUUUAUCACAGGAUAAUAGCUUAUAUCGAUAAAUGUGCCCUCACCUUUCUGGACAACAUAUGUAUGACAAGCCCAUUCAUAGAAGCAUGAUUGUCUUUGUGACUUGUAGCACUUUUAAGCAUGAGCUUUUGGGGAUUCCAAUCCACUUCUUUAGAUUAACAGAGUAUAAUCUUAAAGGUUCAGGGAUAUAUAGGUGCUGUUGUGUGGCUUUAUUUCUGAUUUAUGGCUACCCUACGGCAAACCUAUCAUGGGGUUUUCUCAGCAAAAUUUGUUGAGAGUUGGCUGGUAUUGCUUUCCUCUGAUGCUGAGGAAACCUGGCGAGUUAUCAUGUUCAAGUAAGGAUUUGAACCCUGGUCCUCUUCAGUCCUACUGCAACACUCAGUUCACUACACCACAUUGCCUAUCUUCAGGUACAUAUAUAUACACAGUAUUAAUGCUUAAGGUUGCUGUGAUACUCUGUGCAUUUGAAGAAGUCAAUUGCAAUCCACAAAAGGUCAAUCUUCAAUAAGUCUGUUAGUGUUAAUGGUGCCUUUAGACUCUCUAUUGUUUUGCUGGCAAGGCUAGCACAAACAUCCCUCUGAGUAUUUUCAUCCCAACAUAUCACACCAACUUUGCCCAAACUAGUGACCAUGAGAUGAGCUGGACUACAAUUCUCAUUCUCUGCCACCACAUAAACUUGGUUGGCUCCAGCUGUUGGUCCUUGCAAUAAACAAAGCAAACCGAGUCAUCAAUUUUAAAAAUCCCAAUAAUUUUCAUAGGAACAGUUUCUCCCCAUAGAGAUUUCCAGUGUGAAGUCGAAUGCUUUCAAAAAACACACAAAAAACUAAUUUUCAUAGGACUCAAUCUUGCUUUCUUUCUUUCUUUCUUUUGCCAGUUGCAAGCAAAAAGUGCAAAGGAUUUUCAAAAUGACAAGCUCCUUAUUAGAAAGAAAAGCUGGGGGAUUUGGCUGAGAACAGAUUUCUCUUGCCAUCUGAGCAGGAUUGAAGUGAAGUUGAGCAGAUACAUAGGGGCUGUUUGCAUAAGACCUUCUGAUCAUCCUGCUUCAUGCAGUCUGGGCUUUGUCUCUUUCUUGCUCUUAUUUCAUUAGCCAGACUAGGAAAUUGUGGGUUCUCCUGUUUCAGGCAUUACACAGAGACUGAAAACUGGACAGGUGAGUUCAAAAUUGUUAUAUGAACCAGAUCUAUAUAUGGAGGUGCAAAGCAACGUUAAGGAACCUGACCACUUUGGAAAAGACAGGCCUUUGCUGCUGUGGGCUGUGUACUGAGGAUGGCCUUUUGUAGCAAUGAAUGCAGGGGCAGCCUAGAGAAGCAAGAACUAUUAGGGACUGGGUGAGGAUAAAAAGGAUUGAAAGCCUUGCCCACAUAUAGGCACGACUACAUCUUUUAUUGCAGAAUGGGGGCCAACUUAAAUCAGGGGUGGGAAUUGUGCAGCUCACUUAAUGUGCUUAGACUGCAACGUAUUUGUAUCCUGCCUUCCCCCUAGAAUUGGGUUUCAGAGCAGCUCAAAAUCUGAAAGAGCAAUACAAUUAAAAACAUACCAAAAAUGAACAUUAAAAUAGCAUUAGACUAUUUACAGCAGGGCUUCCCAACCUUUUUGACUCACUGAGCCCUUAUUUCUGUAGCAGAGCCCCUAAGAGGCCUGUCCUAUAUCUUGAGAAGUGUAUGCAGAUCCUAAGGGCUCCUCAGAGCACAGGUUGGGAACCGCUGAUUUACAGGGAAUUAAAACAAUUCACACCUCAAGUUAAAAUGCAUUUAAAAAGAUAAAAAGCAACAGUUAAAACAAUAUAGCAGCCCCAGGCCAUUCUUUAAAAACAUGUUUUAAAAGCUUGUCUGAAUUUUAAAAAAUUAGCCAACAAGGAAAGAGUCAUUUUGGCCUACCUGGGAAGGGAGUUCAAGAGUCUAGUGGCUGCUACUGAGAAGGCCCUCUCUCAUGUCCCCACCAUCCAUGCUUGCAAUGGUGGUGAGACUACAUGAAGAUCCUCUCCAGAUAAUUCCAGAUCCUGGGCCAGCUCAUACAGGGAGAUAUGGUUUGCCAGAUAACCUGGACCUGAGCCCUAUAGAGCAUUAUACGUCAUAACCAGCACUUUGAAUUGUGCCCAUAAAAAUGGCAGCUAGUGGAGCUAUUUCAACCAAGAUGUUGUAUGGUCUCUCUAGCCUGCCCCAGUUGACAGUCUGACUGUAGCUGUUUGGAGCAUCUGAUGUUUCCAAAUACUCUUCAUAGUAGAGUGCUUUACAGUAGUCCAAACAGAAUUUAAGUAAGGUAUGUAGUACUGUGGCUAUAUGUGUUGUCUCAAGAAAACCAGUACAAUUGGCACACAUGUUUUAGAUGUACAAAAGCACUCCUGGCAUCCAUAUUCAAAGUUGUGUCCAGGAAUACCCCCAAACUGCCAAUAUGUGUCUUUAGGGAGAGAAUAACCCCAUCUAAUACAGGCUGAAUCCCUAUUCCCUCAUCUGUCUUCCAGCUAACCAAGAGCUGCUCUGACUUGUCUGGAUUAACUUUCAAUUUGUUUGUCCUCACCCAGUCCAUUGUUGAUGACAAACACUGGUUUAGGACCAGGGCAGUCUCCUUGGAUUUGGGUGGAAAGGAGUAAUAUGUCCCAAAAUCCUUCAGCCAGCACAGCCAAUGGUUAUGCUGGCUAGGGGAUCUUUGGAGAUUAGUCCAAAAACCUAACUUUUCUAAACUCUGCAAUAACAUAUCACUUGCUAAGGAUGUGCAGUUUGAGUCAGUGGGAAAAGGGAAAAAAGAUGAUCUUUGAGUUCUUUGUUUGCCCUAUAGAAAUUGCCUCAGUAGCCAUUUUUUCUAGUCAAGGAAGUAUUUUCCAUCUCUCGCCUUACAAAAUGCACUGCCUGAAAUGGUACAGCCCUGUUUCAUAAGCCUCGAUUGGGUUUUCUGUUCAUCUCCCUUUUAACUCUGAGUGUGUGCUCAGAAAGCAAACAUGGAUGCAAAUGAAUGGAUUUGGGUAUUUAUUGUUUUAGCUAUAGACCCUUACAUCAGCCACACCCCAAAGAUUUUAUGGCAUACAUUUGUACAUUAUAUAGCAGGAUAUUGUCGUUCUUUUUAAUAACAACUAAAACAACAAGGCUAUCAGACAAGUAAAUUAAAAUAAAGCAGAGAAAAGAUUCCAAUAAAAUCUCUUUCUGCCUGCCUCAAUACUAUCAGGGAACAAAACUGUAUACAUUUGCAGAUCUUGGCACCCGCCCCCUUUAAAUAUGAUCAAUAUCUUUCCUAAAUGUAGCUGUUACCUUUGCAUAAAUAGGAAAAAAACUAACAUUUUUCAUUGCAUAAUAAUUCACAUUCCCAAAUACCCAGUGAUGAUAUUUGAAAAUUUGAAAAAAUCAAGAGCCCUAGAGUUCUGGGGGAAAUGGAUUAAGUCAUUUUGUAACAAGGAACAAAAAGACAUUCAUAAGGGAAAUUUUUAGACAGGUGAUGAAGCUAAUGAGCUCUUGACCAAAGUGGUAUUCUGUCCCCCUCCUUUUGAGAUCAAAUUAGGUAAAUCCGGUAAAUUAGCAUAAGCAAUGAAAGAAUUGUUCUAAAAUAAGAACUUAAAGACAUCAGAAGAAAUAGCCAGCCUGGGUUAAUUGCAAGGAAGAGAGUUCUGUGGCACAUUAACAACUGAUUUAUCAUAGAAUGUCAUCAAAAGGGCUGGAAACAUGGGUGGCACCUUAGACUUGUAUUUAUGUCUUCAAGGCAUCUGCCAACUUAUGGCAAGCCCAUGAAUUUCAUAGGUUUUCUUAGACAAGGAAUGCACACAUGUGGUUUUGUUAUCUCCUUCCUCUGAAAUAUGCUUUAUUAUUAUGUUUUUAAAAAGUUAAAGUUUACAGGGUGUGGAAUUUUGAGCUGGGAGCCAUGCAUGUGCAGAAUCCACAGACGCAUGUACUGUAUAUGUGUGUGAUAGAGAGAAAGAGAGACAGAGAUCUUAAUGAGAAAUAACACCAAUUCCCAAGAGACAGGAAUGUGUGGUCCUCCAGAAAUUGUUGGACUCACAACUCCAACAAGGUUAAUGCAGAAUGAUGGAAGCUAUAGAAUGAGAAUAUCUGUAGGACCACAGGUUCCAAACUCCUGUAAUGUAAUAUCUUUUGGAAAGGAUGAGAAGGGCCCAGAGAUGGAACUCAAAUAGGUAGGGCAUAGACAGAAGCACUGGGCAAGUUGAACUUUUUUUUCCAUUACUGUUGGGAAGCGAUUCUGCAUUUCUAAGGAUGCAUCAUUCUGAGAUGCUGUAUUUUUGAUAUUCAGAGUAUCCAAGGGCACUCUGCUGUGUUGAUUUGCACAGAGUGGUUCGAGUUCUAAUACAGGAGAAUGGUGUGUGUGUGUGUGUGUGUGUGUGUGUGUGUGUGUGUUCACGUGGGCAUAUUUGUUUGCUAGCUAGUCUGCAGAAGCUUGAUAAUGCAGGACAUGUGGGAUCUUCUAUCUAGUGUUAACCCACCAAAUAUCCACUUUUAUUCUCAACAAUGGCUAGCAAAGUGUAUCAAUUUCAGGACAGAUGCCAGGUUACAUUAGUCCUACAAGACAGUAUGUGUGUGUCUUAUAGUGCUAUACUGGCAUCUGAUUAAGUAAAUGGAGUCUACAAAACAUGAUGCUACAAACUUCUUUCUCCCAGUUAGUCAUAGACAUGCUACAAUAUCCCUUGGUUUACCUCCAAUGCUGUCAGGGUUAAGUGUGCUAUUGGUGCAUUUCUGGUUGUUAUUUUUUUUCAUUGUUCCUUUGGAUUGAUGAAACAGGAGCUUAAGAGCUGCUGACACAAACCUCAGGGUCUGUUUGCACAUUGCACUGACGGUCAACACUUGAUAGAGAAGAGUAACCCUACCCAUUACCCUGUUGCUCCCAGCCUGGCUCCCACUCUUGGGCAGUUGUCCGGCAGUCAAUCUACAUGUGCAACUUAAUGUCAUCUUUGUGCAGGUGCCCUUUACCAUUCCAAACUGAGAAGAGAGAUUUCAUGUCUGAACACUUCCAGAAACCCUGCACAUAUACAGAGAAAGUAACAUGACAGGUGAAAGCGUUUUCUGCUAGCCCUCUCUCUGAUGCACUAAUUUCUCUGCUUAGGGAGUUGAGGGACGCAUUUGAGCCUUUUACAUACUGCCUUCAGUUUGGAAUGGUACAUUCCUGUAGACCUGCUUUUGCUGCCCAGGUAGAUAGGUUGUAAAAUUUGUAAGAAGCCAGAGCCAUAUUCAGGUAUUCUCAAUCUGGAUACUGUGAACAUAAGACAUGGGGAAGCACAUUCAUUUCCUGACCCUCUGCUGCUAUAUGAAAAAUUAUUUUUUUAAAAAAAUGAGAAGAUAGCAUUCUCUGUCCAUAGAGGCUCUCCCCAUGAUCUGGAACAUGGAAGAGGUGUUUACACAUUUGCGCAGAGUAUGUCACAUUGUAUGUACAUGCUUUCAGAUGUUCAUCUCUUAAAUAUGCAAGCAUACAGACAAACCAUCUGUAUAAACACUGAACCUGUGUUGAAAACAAUGUGUGAACACCCUUUGAUUUGCAUGGAUAGCCUCAGCAAGUAGAGGGAUCACUCCUUUUCAUGCAGUCACCCUCUGAUGCAUAGAGUGCAAGGGGGGAGUGGGGCUAGUGCAUUCCCCCUUCAUGUGAUUACAGUACUCAAAUUAGGAACAGUUGAAUAGGGCUAAAUGUCUAUGGGAUGAUUCCUCAGGCAGCGAUUGAGGAUAACAAAAUGUAGACAUUUAAAUGGUUUGGUGACAACUGCGAAGACAGAGGGGACCCUCCUUGAGCAGCCAAUAGUUCCUUAAGUAGACUUGGUUUUUCUCCCGAUCUUGUUUUUUGUUGUUGUUGUUGUUGUUGCUGUUUAUUUUUAAUAGCCCUUUCUCAGUGCUGUCAUGCAUCAGUUGCCACCUCUUUUGUUUGCUGCCUGCUGCUAUUGCAUGCAUCUCCUUUUUACAGCACUGUACCUCACACUGGGCUCCCAUUGUGUUUGGUUUAUUAUCUUACAUCCAUUUUGUUCCCUACCCCACACCUUGGCUUCCCUGGUUACUGAGCCUCCUGCUUGCUUUUUACUAAUUAUUUUGGUCGCAAAUUCUUUUUUAUUCUGCCUCCUGGCAUUUCUGCCAGGCCCUAAGAGAAGAGUGCAAGGCUGUAAGUUCCACUAUAACAAGAGAGGAGAAGAAGAGGAGAGAGAGAGAGAUUGCGAUGACUCCUUUGUGAUUGUGCCUUUUUGGAGAGGCUCUGCUCACUUGCGCAAGGGAAACCUUUUCAUCCUACUGCAUUUGUGAGUUCUCCUUCUCUGUUUCUAGACCGCCUUUCCUUUGAAAGCUUGCAUAAUGUAUUUUAUGCUUUGGAGUUGGCCCAAAAAGGUAUCGCUGCUUGUGAGUUUUGAAUUUUGUUGUACUUCACAGCACGGCCAAUAACGGCUAUCCCUGAACAAUUUUCCACUUCAGUGUUUCUUUUUUUUUACUUUAAUACAAUAGUAAGUGGCUCAAAAGCUCAAAGCAAUAAACCUCUUUCCCUCCCCCCACCCAAUUUUGACAUGCCCCCAAGUCUAUGUACAGGAUGUACAUAUAUAUAUAUUUAUAUUUAUAUUUAUAUGACAUGUUGCAGCAAUUCUAAUAAAAUGCAAUCUUUCUGCAACA